Molecule: messenger RNA, 885 nt
Organism: Drosophila ficusphila
Lineage: Eukaryota; Metazoa; Arthropoda; Insecta; Diptera; Drosophilidae
Exons: 5
Coding region: 62-769 (235 amino acids)
Source: RefSeq, a predicted model, not a curated record
UUGUGCAAAACAUUUCUGUUUGUGUUUUAAAGAAGCAGCUGGCAGGCAUCAGGACACAAAAAUGAAUACUACCCAUUUAAUUCAGCAAGACCCUUUAAGUGAAAAUAUAGGUUUUCCGGAAUUUGUUAGUUAUCCAGGAUCCCAAGAUUCAAAGAACGAAAUUCGUGCAGGAUUUAGGCAUCCGGACACAAAAAUGAAUACAACCCAUUUAAUGCAGCAGGACACUUGUAGUGAAAAUUUAGGGACUCCAGAAUUUGUUAGCUAUCCUUCAGAAACUCAAGAGAUUCGCGCUGGAUUUCUAAAGCUCGAGCAGAAAAUUAAUAAUUUGGAAAAAUUGGUAAAAGAUUCAACAUCAAAGAUUCUGGCCCAAAUGUCAAUAUUAACGGGAAAUAUGAACGUGCGCAAGCGGACAUUUCCGAUUUCUACAUUUGCAGAACUCGGACAAUUGGACUCCGAUGCCGAAACUAAUCCAGAAGAAUUUAUACGCUUGUUAAAAACCAUGAUCGGAGAUGAAAGCAUAACAAUUGGUCUAAGACGACUUCUUUCAGACGACCUGUUAUUUAAAAUGAAUUAUUCAGGAAAGAUGGGACAGGUCGGCCUAAUGCAUUAUAGUAAUUUCACCAACCUACUGUAUGAGGCACUCAAAAACGACGAUUACAGUCUUCGCCAAUAUAAAGAUGAUCUGCGUUCAGCGUUCAAUAAGGCAAAAAAUAAAGUAUACAAAUAUAAUCAUGAACAAAAAAAAAGGAAAAGAAAUUCUGAGGACUAAAUUUUUAAUAGUCGUAAAAUUUAGUUUUCCCUUUUUUUAUAUGUACUUUACUUUAAAUCAUUGGUUAAGGUUCAUUCCUUGGACUGUAAAUAGAUUAAAAAAUGCAUAUUACAAAU